Molecule: messenger RNA, 2714 nt
Organism: Oncorhynchus gorbuscha (pink salmon)
Lineage: Eukaryota; Metazoa; Chordata; Actinopteri; Salmoniformes; Salmonidae
Product: golgin subfamily A member 7-like
Exons: 6
Coding region: 336-773 (145 amino acids)
Biological process (GO): peptidyl-L-cysteine S-palmitoylation; protein targeting to membrane; Golgi to plasma membrane protein transport
Cellular component (GO): palmitoyltransferase complex; Golgi stack
Source: RefSeq, a predicted model, not a curated record
GGGAGUUCGGAACUCGGUCCCAGAAAUCUCAGACUUCCGAGCUUUCAAAACAACAGAACUCGGAAGAUUUUUUUUUAUUUGAAUGGUUAUCGAACUCAGAAUUCCAACUCGAACUCGGGCCUUUUUCUUGAGCUCCGACUUUCCGACCUGAGGACAACUGACGUCAUGAUUUUACCUCGUAUUUUUUCGAGUUCCCAGUUGUUUUGGACGCGGCACUAGAAAGAAGCACUAGUUCCGGAGUUGGAAUUCCGAGCUCGUUUUACCUCGAGAUCCCAGUUGGUUUGAACGCGGCAGUAGUGAGCUAGCUGGAGGAAGGAACACUCACUCAGUCCAUUAUGGCGGAGACGCACAGCUUACAGGAGCUGCAGCAACAAGCAGCCGUCGCCUUCAAAGUGUAUGUCCAGAGGGACUACAACUCGGGUAAAAUCUGCAAGUUCCAGACCAAGUUCCCCUCCGAGCUGGAGUCCAGGGUUGAUAAGCAGCAGUUUGAGGAGACGAUGCAGACACUUAACAACCUUUACGCCGAGGCUGAGAAAAUUGGUGGCAAGUCUUACCUGGAGGGCUGCUUAGCCUGCAUGACCGCCUACACAAUCUUCCUCUGUAUGGAGACCCACUAUGAGAAAGUAUUGAAGAAAAUCGCUAGGUUCGUCAAGGAGCAGAAUGAGAAGAUCUACGCUCCUCUUGGACUCCUGCUGACAGACCCAAUAGAGAGAGGUCUCAGGGUUGUUGAAAUCACCAUUUUUGAGGACAGAAGUAUUGGCUCCGGAAGAUGAACCACACCAAAGGAUGGCCUAUUUGACCUGGUGCAUCUCAAUUAUCUCACCACACCCAUCAAUAAUUCCUUCUGGAUGUAUGGAUGUCUUUCUGGAUGUAGAUAAUUGUUUUUAUUUAUUUCACAAAAGGGAUGGGCUAUGUGUGCUAGUAACCUAUGACCCGCUGAAACAAACACUCCCUGUUUUUACAUGUUUAUUGAGAUUAUUAAUUUGAACAUGUGAAAAUGUCUUAUUCUAGUUAACCAAUACCACACCUUUAGUAUGAAUGGUGCCGUUUUCUUUUGUAUUGCCAUUUUAAACUCUUACUCAUUAAAGGUGCAUUGUGUAAUAUCUCCAAAUACAAAUGGCCUUUAAAGGUGUAGUUCAUCCACAGUUUUUAAAACUGUGUUUUAAUAUACCCUCUUUGGUUCACCAAAAUUACAACAUUAGCAAGAUGGUUCCUUAACUUGACAGUUGUCUACGGGCCAGGAGAAACUGUAAUCCACGAUGAUACAUAUUUUUCUACUAAGCCGCUGACACCAACUGGGUGAUUCUCACAAAGCUGGCACUUGACAACAAGAAAUAAACACAUUUUCCACCACAAUUCCUCUAAGAAUAGGAUUUCUAGUUAUCCAUUUCAGAGUUAUUGUUAUGUUUAUUUAUCAGAUAUUAUGCAUUUCCACAACUACCAAUGCAAACAUUUUCAUUACCGUAAUAGUUUUCGAAGUCCCCAAAAAGUAAUAGACAAACCAAUUUCUAUAUAUUUUUUUAACAUUGCCCACCUAAUGAAAAGGCCUGAGUUAAACACUGAAAACAAAUAUAUUUAAAAUUAAAUUAUUCAUGUGUUUUGUAAUUUUUCAUUACUGCAACAUACAACCUUUUCUGAAUCUUGUUUUUUUUGGUGAUAAUUACUUGUUUUUAUGUAAACCUAUUUGGAUAAAGAACAAAAGGCACACUAUCAAAUUAAGCCAACAUUACAAGUAUACAUUUGACUUUUUGUAAUAUUUCCUAAAUAUUGGUUUAUUACGGUAAUGAUAAGUUGGAUCCGGCGAUGAGAAUACAUGUUUUGGUAAUGAGUGUUGCAUAGUUUGCCGUUUAAAAACUGUACUGAGCUCUGUUAGAUUCAUCAAAUGUGUCAUUUGUCAAUCCCAAAUGAUUUGGGUAAUAUGAAAAUCACUGGUCUUAAUACAAUUGUCUAAAAUACCUUAAUUUUGCAUAAGUACUGUAAUUACGUGCAUGUAUUUUCAAAAGUGAAAGUGGACUUAAGCAUAAAAAGGUGACACUUUCUACAGGUAAUAUUGGUGUAUUAGGAUGUGGAUAUGUGUGGUUCUAAGGUAUUUUAGAUGGGUUUGUAAAUUGAAUGGCAUUUUAUGGGCAAAUGGCAUAGCAUGAUAUGCCAAAAAAGUAUCUGUGGGAUAUUUGACAAAAAGAGAGGUAAAACAGGUACACAUGUCAAAAUGGGGGAUAUCCUCCUUUAAGUGGCAGGGCUGCUCUUUGUUGAAACAAACUCCAGAUUGUGGCUUUAGGUCAAUUAAAUGGGGUUUACACCCAUAAUUAUUUGGUCCUACUUAAUCGAAUAACUGAUGUUUUACCAAAAAUCUAUACAAUAGGUGUAAGCUGUAGUCCUAGUAAAUAAUUAGUUACCACCACAGCACACCCAUCAACUAUACAUUAAAAUGAGGUUAUUAUCGUUACCGAAAUUAAGGUUCUCAUUAACGAAAGACAUAAGUGAUGCGGUAAUGAGGCACUUAGCUCAGUCUGCUGUCUCCUAUUGCUUGCAAAUGGACCACAUCACUAAAGCCCAUUCAUACCUCCAUGCUGGUAAGGUGAUGGUUCUCCAAGUUUUUUGUUUUUCCCAAUUUUAGCAUUUCUCUCAUUUUGGUAAUGAGGUCGUCAAGUGUCGUAAAGGGGAGAAUAAGAUCCUCAUUCUGAAGACAUAAAUAAAGAUUAAAUUAACUUUAA